AUGACAGAAGGAGCUCUAGCGAAGUUUCGACAAUGGACUCAAAUUGUACGCCAUUAUGGCGGACUGAAAAAUACUCUUUUAGCAGUUUACCGUUAUGAUGAUUUAAAAACCGGCGCAUUUAUUGGCGCUGAUAAAUACGGCAAUUCGUACUAUCAAAAUAAACGUUAUUUUAUUGGUCGCAGUCGUUGGGUACAAUACGCUGAUCGUGUCGGACUUGACUAUGAUGCAAGUCAAGUUCCACCUGAAUGGCAUCGUUGGUUACAGUAUAUUACAGAUGAUCCACCAACUACUACACCGAUAAAACGUCAUCCAUGGAUGAUUGAUCAUAUUGAAAAUAAAACUGGUACACGUCAAAGUUAUAUGCCCUAUUCAACGGUUCGACCUAAAAUUCAAAGUUGGCAACCACCAGCACCCUCGACAACAACAUCACAGAGUACAGGCGCAAUGAAGAGUUAA
Molecule: messenger RNA, 456 nt
Organism: Rotaria socialis
Lineage: Eukaryota; Metazoa; Rotifera; Eurotatoria; Philodinida; Philodinidae
Source: the annotation of a GenBank genome assembly